Molecule: messenger RNA, 324 nt
Organism: Blepharisma stoltei
Lineage: Eukaryota; Ciliophora; Heterotrichea; Heterotrichida; Blepharismidae
Source: the annotation of a GenBank genome assembly
AUGCUUAUUUGACGAAGAUAUCCGAUAUUUGGAUGAUUAUUAUAUUUUUCAGAUAUAGAUGACUUCUCAAAGGAGGAAGAUUACUUCAAGCCAAAGUCAAUUCAUAGAGAGCAGUUCGUGCAAACUUUUUACCAUAUGUUUCUACUGAAAACGUUUUUAGCUUACUUAGAGCAAAAUUGAUGCAAAAAUAGAUCAAGCUGAUGGAGUAAAAAUACAAGCCUUAGCAUAGAUUGACAGAUUUAUCAGGAGAGAAGAAACUUUUUAGAAAUAGACAAGAAAUAUCUACAUAUCAAAACAAAUUUAAUAUGAAAAGUAAAAGCUUAA